AUGGACUCGGCAGCGGCUGGCAGGAACUCCUCCGGCCCCGCUGGCCCCAACGGCACGGUGAGCGGCGGCGGGGGCAGCGGAGGGGCCGGGGGGGCCGGCGAGUCGCCGGGCAGCGGCAGCGCCAUCCUCAUCUCCUUCAUCUACUCCGUGGUGUGCCUGGUGGGUCUGUGCGGCAACUCCAUGGUCAUCUACGUGAUCCUGCGCUACGCGAAGAUGAAGACGGCCACCAACAUCUACAUCCUCAACCUGGCCAUUGCGGACGAGCUGCUGAUGCUGAGCGUGCCUUUCCUGGUUACCUCCACGCUGCUCCACCACUGGCCCUUCGGGUCGCUGCUCUGCCGCCUGGUGCUCAGCGUGGACGCCGUCAACAUGUUCACCAGCAUCUACUGUCUGACAGUACUCAGCGUGGACCGCUACAUCGCGGUGGUGCACCCCAUCAAGGCGUCCCGCUACCGCCGGCCCACGGUGGCCAAGAUGGUUAACCUGGCCGUCUGGGGGCUGGCCCUCGUCAUCAUCCUGCCCAUCCUCAUCUUCUCCCGGACCGAGGCCAACACGGACGGCACGGUGGCCUGCAACAUGAUGAUGCCCGAACCUAAGCAGAAGUGGCUGGUGGUCUUCGUGGUCUACACUUUCCUCAUGGGCUUCCUCUUCCCCGUGGUGGCCAUCAGCCUCUGCUACAUCCUCAUCAUCGCCAAGAUGCGCGUGGUGGCGCUCAAGGCCGGCUGGCAACAGCGCAAGCGCUCCGAGCGGAAGAUCACGCUCAUGGUCCUCAUGGUGGUCACCGUCUUCGUCAUCUGCUGGAUGCCCUUCUACGUCGUGCAGUUGGUCAACCUCUUCGUCGAGCCCGACGACGCCACCAUCAGCCAGCUUUCCGUCAUCCUGGGCUACGCCAACAGUUGCGCCAACCCCAUCCUCUACGGCUUCCUCUCGGACAACUUCAAGCGCUCCUUUCAGAGGCUCCUGUGCCUUAGCUGGAUGGACAACGCCGCCGAGGAGCCGGUCGACUACUACGCCACCGCCCUCAAGAGCAGGGCCUACAGCGUGGAGGACUUUCCCGCCGACAACUUCGGAGAGUCGGGCAGCGUGUACCGCAACGGGACUUGCACCUCCAGGAUUACAACCCUCUGAGGGCAGCUUUCUGACUCGCCCGGGUUCCGACCGAGCGGUGUGGAAGGGGGCGUGGGGAGUUCGGGUCAAGAGAAAGCCGGGAAGGAAGGCAAGGAGAGCGGCCCCAGGGACAGACUGCUCCCCCACUGGCCAUCUUCAGUUUCUAAACGGGCCCACUCGGCUGGACGCUCCUUCUACCUUCCCUGUUAAACAAUGAGAUCUUGGGCAGCCUGGACGGUUCUCCAGCUCUCUCCGCUUGCCUAGGAUCCGGAGCCUUGAGUCUUAGCCUAGCGCUUUCUUUGAGGUUUGGGGCCCGCGAGUCUGCUCUUCUUCAUUGGCCAUGGGCGUCUGGGCGUGGCAUCAGGCUGAUGACCACUGGAUCGGCCGCGAUAUGCAAGUCCCGCGUGAAAGGUUGCUGAGCGCUGCUGGAGGGUUUUUGCCCCUGGCUUCCGGGGGGAAAAAAACCCAAACCAAAUCCGGACCUAGGUUGCUUUUAUGUUUUGCAAGCAGGAUAAAGAAAUAAAGGGGAUGGGCUCAAAACAUACCCCUGUAAAGCUGUGGGUAUUCCUGGUGGUAGCGGGAGGAUAGUGUGUUGUUUCAGAAGUUGGGACUGGGACUCCCUCUCGAGAAGCUCACAGAGUGUAAUCAGUGGUUCGCCUGAGCCAACCAGCAGUAUUGAAAACAUACAAGCUUAGCUUUACAACGAGCCUUGUUGCUAAAUCAUUCCACAGUUCCUCUCUUUUUUUUUGCGGUGGGGGGGGGGGAAUAAUUCCAGAUUGGCCAGAAGGUUGGCAUAAAUCCUUCUCACCCUUUCCAAGAACUUCCCCAGCAGGAAGCAAAUGAUCCCGAGGCAGUACAAAAUAUUAGAUCUGCUUGGCAGCCCCAGGAGAAAGCUAACUAUUCCAUCAGCUUAAUAGAAACGAAUCAUCUUAUCUUUUCCCUCUGGGGUCCCUGCUGGGGAGACCAAUCUCUGUUCACUGGCUUUGAGCAAGCCUGGGGGGAAUGGCGAUCCAUCUGGAAAGGGAAAGGAAACCAGUCCAGUAGAAAGCAAGCGGGGUUUUGUUAUCUCAAAGCAGCAGCUGGCUUUUGAUAAGGAAGAAAGCCCCCAGCCAGCCACUCUUUCCCAGAUGAUUGUCAAGAUCUGAGUCCUGAACUCCCACCAGUGUUUGGUUUAGCGUUUUUUGAAUCAAGGGGACAGCAAAGUUACAGUCCUGGGCUGAUAUUUGUCACAAACCACAAAAGGAGAGAAAUAAGGAGAAAAGAGCAAUUUGUGAAUGGGAGGCUGAGGAGGGGUGGGUUUUUUUAAAAGCCUUCUGUGAGACAUCAAAAUUACUUCAGCUGCAGUUCUCAAAGUACUCACCAAUGGUUACCUCAGAAAAAAAUAUUAUCUGUCUUUAGAGGAAUAAUUAUUAAACGGCUUGAAAAGUUCAGUCAAAAGUACCCUUCUAACUGUUCAAAAGCAGUUCAAAAUGAAAAACUAACAACAAUGUAGCCAAAUUCAAGAUUUUUUAUUUAUUUACUUAUUUACACAUCUUUUACACUGUUGAAUCAAUCCACUUCAGAUGAUUAUCAGCAAUGUGUCUUGCUACAUUUGGCUCAACAUCAUUUAGACCGGCACUUAUCUCUUCAGUUUCAAAAUCAACCAAGGAAAAGUCAUAGGAGAUGCAAAGCAUUGAUUUAUGUUAUGCUCUUUUGAUUGGACGGCAAAUUCAACAACCAGGAGGUCUGCAACCUUUGUUCUCUUCUAGAAAGCAUAAAUCCUAUGGGAGACCUCUAGGACUUCCCAUUGUAAUCAUAAUAUAUAGCGCUGACAGUGGCGUUCUAGACCUUGUUUGCUUUGAGUCACAAUCUUUGUUAGGGUUUUUAUUUAUUAUUUGACUGUAAUAAAGAUUCAAUUUGAUCCAAGUCACAUUCAGUCCCUUUAGAAUUAGGAUGCAUAUUUCCCAUAACUGAUGGAGACUUUAAAAAAAAGAGUUCAAGAACAAUGAAAUGACUAAAUGAUUAGUUUAGUACAAAUGGCCUCAUCUGACUAAACACUUUCUCUAUAAAACAGCCAGGAACAGAUCCAACAAAAGAAAUAAAUAAAAACAAGGUGCUGGAGUGGAGCUUGGGGAAAUCCAGAUGACCCUCUUUUCCCCACUUCUACCCAAUGAAAUGUAUUCUUCAUUUAAUUUAUAAUAAGGUAAUAUACUUGUUUAAAUUACUUUGCUGUGUGUUACAUUUCUUGGGAGCCAGUUUUCAAAUGUAAAAUAAAUAAUUUUUCUUUUUAUAUUUUUAAUUCUAUGUAGCUUCUAUGUUGUGGAGACAAUUCUCUAUAAGACAGUCCUUAAAAUAGAUUUUGGGAAUAUACAAAUUCAUG
This is a messenger RNA of Thamnophis sirtalis, 3466 nucleotides long. It is a transcript of the gene SSTR1, whose product is annotated as somatostatin receptor 1. Gene Ontology annotation, molecular function: somatostatin receptor activity; neuropeptide binding. The record is from RefSeq and is a predicted model, not a curated record. NCBI's taxonomy places the organism in Eukaryota, Metazoa, Chordata, Lepidosauria, Squamata, Natricidae. Gene Ontology annotation, cellular component: plasma membrane; neuron projection. Gene Ontology annotation, biological process: cellular response to estradiol stimulus; neuropeptide signaling pathway.